Messenger RNA from Sphenostylis stenocarpa, 1269 nucleotides. The record is from the annotation of a GenBank genome assembly. Lineage: Eukaryota; Viridiplantae; Streptophyta; Magnoliopsida; Fabales; Fabaceae.
AUGAAUUUCUUCACAUCAAUUUUCUCCUACUCCGACAAUGCGCACCAGAUCGAAUUGCAAGAGGAAGCGAAUCGCGAUUCCUUGCCGCCCCAGCGCCGAUCCGUUUCCUCCGGCGCGGGCGCCGGCGCGUGGGAAAUCGGUGGUCUUUGGAAAACACUGAGCGCGAAAUCGGAAUCCAUUAUAGAGAUAUACCGUCGUGACCUGCAGGAAUUCGGCACCGGUUUGAAGAAGGAGAUUGAGGUGGCUCACGGUUCUCUAGGGACGGUGGGUCACGUCAUCGACCAGUUCGGGAACACCGUGGCGGAAGGCACCGCUCACAUCAUAUCUCAUGGCAAGGACGCCAUGGUCCUCGAUUCUGAGUCCUGGAAUAAUGAUAAUACGAAAAACAAGCACGGUACGGAAAAGAAGAACUUCAAUUCGAAGCGCUACAGUAGGUUUGACGCUCAGGUUGGGGCCAUUCAGGUUGAUGUUAGUAGUUACACCGAAGUGCCUGAGGAUUUGGAUGGGUAUGAGAAGUGGAAAUCGGGGUUUUCGUUGGAGGGGAAGAGAGAGGAAAUGGAGGUGUUGCUAAGAGAGAAUGAGGGUAUGGAGAGUGUUUACAAGGGGGUUGUGCCUAAUGUUGUUGACCGUGAUACGUUUUGGUGUAGGUAUUAUUAUAGAGUUUAUAGGUUAAAGAAAGCUGAGGAUGUGAGGGUCAGGCUCGUGAGGAGAAUGACGAGGGAAGACGAGGAGUUGAGUUGGGAUGUUGUUGAAGAAGAUGAGGAGGAGGAGGAUAAUGAGAAUAAUGUGGAGAAAGAAGGAUAUUAUACUGGAAUAAAGAGAUUGAAUGUGGAACAGAUGUAUAAGUCUUGUGAGGAGGGGUCUAAGGAAGAAAAGAAAGGUAAUUUAUUGCAAAGCGAGGGAAUCGGUGAUAAGAAGGAUGAGACUGUUGAAGAAUCAAAGGUUGACAAGAGUAAAAAGGAGAUGGAUUAUGGGAGCAAAAAAAGUGUGGACGAAGUGGAUGACACUGAUAACAUGAAUGAUUCUGAUAAGAAAGUGAUUAUGGAAAGGAAGGUUGAUGAUGGAAAAAAUUCAUUGGUUGCAAAUAAGCACCCUGGGAAUGAGAAGGAGGAGGAGUUUGAGUGGGAUGAGAUUGAGAAUCUUAGUAGAAUUGAUGAAGAGAAGGCAACUCAGACAGGGAGCCCAACCAAAGUUGAUUUGCGUAAGCGCCUCAGUACCGCACAAGAAGAAGAGGACUUGAGUUGGGACAUUGAAGACGAUGAUGAUUAG